This is a messenger RNA of Candidozyma pseudohaemuli, 1884 nucleotides long. RefSeq lists its product as uncharacterized. Gene Ontology annotation, cellular component: protein phosphatase type 1 complex. Lineage: Eukaryota; Fungi; Ascomycota; Pichiomycetes; Serinales; Metschnikowiaceae. The record is from RefSeq and is a predicted model, not a curated record. Bases 1 to 1884 code for a protein of 627 amino acids. Gene Ontology annotation, molecular function: protein phosphatase 1 binding; glycogen binding. Gene Ontology annotation, biological process: regulation of glycogen biosynthetic process. The transcript has a single exon.
AUGACCACCCUAGGUACUGCAGACCGCCUUGGCCCACAACCGCCAGAUAUACCUGACCCGGCCCUGGCUGUGUCUUCUUCAAUUGCGCCUAGUUCUUUGGACAUGUCUGCUCAGUCCCAGAUCCUCAGUGCUACCGAGCCCUAUACCCUGGACGGCUACUUCAGGUCCUCCCAUGCCGCCUACUCGAGCCAUACGCCUGGUUCGAAGCUGAGCUCUGUUUCUUCUGAAGAAGACGUUCCGCUUUCCAUGAGGUUCAUGCACAAGCCGCUGCGUUCCGGAGACCAGUUCCGCAAAGCCAGCGACCCUACAAGACGAAACCUGAUUGCCAAUGCCCACAUCGACGAUACCUCCCCGGCUCCUUCCCAUCCGGAUUCGGCUUCUCUGCUGCGGAGAGCCCUGAUGGACGGCUACCGCUUGGUCCGCAAGAAGCUGGGUGAGAUUGUGAAAAGUCUGCUCAAGGAAGGGACCUCCAGAUCAAAGUCUCUACCUUCGACGCCGUCAUUCAAGCUGGUUCAUUUUGGCGGCAAUGCCGAUAUUCGCUAUUUCUCCAAAAAAGACCGGCCCACAGCCAUUCUGGCUCUGAACUCACCUGCUCUCGUACCGGAUAGCGACGAUGACGAACUUUCCCAAGACUUCGAGUACUUUGACGAAGAGUUGAACUCCCACGUCGAUCCCCGCCGCUCCUCGGCCGCCAUCACCAAAUACCCUACACCCCAUCACGGUCGGCUCAUUGACUGGGAUGUGAAAGUCAUCAACUUCCCUUCAACGCUGCUUCACGACCGCAUAUCCGCCAUUAGGCCUCCUGUCUUCCUCGAAAGGGUCUUUGUCUCUAUCGACAAGCGCUUCCUCUUGGGCCACAUCGCCGUCAGCAACAUCGCCUAUGAAAAGACCGUCACGGUACGUUAUACCUUGGACAAGUGGGCCACCAUUGUCGAGAUUCCAACUAUCUAUGUACCCGAUAUUCCGGUGUCUUUGCGUAAAAAUAACUACGACCGGUUUGUCUUCAAGAUUCCGCUUGAUUCCAUGUUCAACUCUUUCCACACGAGAGACAACUCAGAUCUGUUCACCAGAGAGCAUCUGAAACUGUACCACUUGUGCAUCCGCUACUCUGUCCCUGGACACGAAUUCUGGGAUAACAAUGGUGGAAAGGACUACCUGAUCAAGAUCAAAAAGACGAUCCGCUCCGGCGAGCAGCUGGCUGGUCCAGACUUUGUCGCUGACGAUAAAAAGCAAACUCCUCGGCUUCGUGGAGGUGGCAUGGUUCCUCCCAAAACGGCUCGCUCAAAGCCGGAGGCACACAGCCAAAGGCCAAAAUACUCAUCCCAUUACUUGAAGCGGUUCAAUUCGGAACCAAACUUGAAGACCCUGGAUCCCAAAGAUAAGCCGGCUGAAAAGAACGAUUUUGAGAGCAAUGGGUUCUACCUUUCCUCGCCUUUGUUCUCCAGCAUCAAAAAUAAUCGUGGCGACGCACUCUAUGACGAUCAAGACAAUCUCAAGGGCCACUCAGGACAUCGUUAUCUGCACAAGACGCUUAAUUCUGAUAAGAAUAAGCAUCAUUCUCGGCAUCCUCAACAUUUCGAUCUGAUCGCAACAGAUCUGACAUUGGUGGCUGAUGACCCAUCUCCUAUGGAAGGUGUGGUCCCUUCUCAUCAAUUGCACGAUGAACCCUCCGUUCGUCUUUCCGACAACAUUCUGAGCCCUAUUAAUCUGAAGUCUUAUAAGGAGCUUUUGGAAUCGUAUUGCUUCUUCACUUCCCCCUCAAGUGAGGCUUCCACCGAUGCUACGCUGACAACACUUUCGCAGUUGGAUCCGAAGCAGGUUGGACCCGAAAGAUGUUCGGACAACGACAGUGCUUUCACCGUAUCCUCAUUUUUACGGAAAUGA